Aspergillus campestris IBT 28561 is the source of this 1452-nucleotide messenger RNA. RefSeq names its product FAD-dependent oxidoreductase. Bases 1 to 1452 code for a protein of 483 amino acids. Gene Ontology annotation, molecular function: FAD binding; monooxygenase activity. The record is from RefSeq and is a predicted model, not a curated record. The transcript is spliced from 2 exons. NCBI's taxonomy places the organism in Eukaryota, Fungi, Ascomycota, Eurotiomycetes, Eurotiales, Aspergillaceae.
AUGUGGCUCCCGGCAGAGCGGAGGACGCCUUCCACGAGGACACCUUCCACAACGGGCUCUUCAACCCCCAAAGGCGAAGCGCCGCGAAGGAUCUUGAUCGUCGGCGCGGGAAUCGCCGGCAUCGCCUCGGCGUUGUCCAUCUCCCAGGAGCUGGGCCCCUACGUCCCAGACCUCCAAAUUACUAUCUACGAGCGCAACGAUGUGCUCUCCACCUCGGGUGGUGCCAUCAACCUGACCCCAGUGGCCCAGCGACACCUCGACCGGCUCGGCGUCCUAGAUGAGCUCAAUCGCCAAGGCUCCGCAGGCGGCGCCGAUGUCGACUGCAUCGAGCUGUUCUCGAGCCGGUCCGGUCGAUCACUGGGCGCGAUCGACUUCACAGACCGGCGCGGGAACAGCUUCGGCGGCUACAAAGGCCGACGCGUGAUGCGCAUUGUGCUGUCACUCGCUAUGCUCUCGGUGGUCGAACGCACUAAGAACAUCAGCAUCGAGUUCGGCAAGAAAUUGGUGCGCGGCGAGAAUUUGGAAGACGGUGGCAAACUGCACUUCGAAGACGGCACGACCGCACAGGGCGACCUCGUGCUGGGCUGCGACGGAGUGCACUCAGCGACACGCACCCGCUGGGUGGCGCCUGACUGUCAUUCACAAUACACGGGCAUCUCCUUCCUCCAGAGCAUCGUCGACACCGACGCUCUGCAGUCGAAGGUCCACUUCAACGCUUCAGCCAUGAACAUCUCACGCCACGGCUCCCUCCUCACCAGCUACUGCGACCGCGAUCGUGAACAGAUCUUCCUAGCCGCGAUCGUGCAGUUUGACGAGCAGCUGCUCUCCGACUACCGUCUCGACAACGGGCAGGACUGGCACACCCGCUCCGCCAUCAAGCGCGCUCUAGCCGAGGAGAUGCGCAUCCGCUUCGGCAAGUCUGCUCUGCCCUGCAUCCGCGAGCUGGCCUGCACCCACGCCGACUGGAUCCUGUAUCCGGUAUACCAGGUACCACCGAAUGGGAAGUGGCAUACCGACCGGGCUAUACUGCUUGGGGACGCCGCACACGCCAUGCCUCCACGCGACGAAUCCGCCGCCUACGCCCUCGAUGACGCCAUCCUCUUCUCCCGCACACUCGCCCGCCACCGAUACGAGCAUCCGCGCGCCGCCUUCCGGGCAUACGAGUCAUUACGACGCGACACAGUACAGAGCGCCUUCAAAGCAUCACGACGCAUGUGGGACAAAAACCGCGACAUGGGCAUGCUGGAGGGUCGACUGAAGGAGUGGACGCUGCCGUUCCAUCUCCGGCACUCGCGGGACGAGCGCCAGGCGGCAUGGGAGUAUGACGCUUCGGCGAUUAAGAUCCCUGAUGGGGAGGGAACGAGUGCGUCCUCUUCUGGUGAUGAGGUGUAUUCACCUACUGGGGAGAGGCUGUAUACUGUGGAGAAGGAGUUGAAAAGGAUGGGUAUUUAA